AGGCGGCGUGUAACUUCGGCAUCCUUUUGCUGUAACAGUCAUACACGUUUCUCUCUCUUUCCUCUUCUUUUCCAAAUUUCCAUUUCAAUCACAAUCACUUUUUACUUCCUUCUUUCAAACAAACCCUUUUCAAUUUGAGAUCUAUCUUUUCAUUUUGAAUCAAUGGGUGUUACUGCAGAUGAAGAAUAUGAUUACUUGUUCAAGUUGGUUUUGAUCGGUGAUUCUGGUGUUGGAAAGUCUAAUCUUUUAUCUAGAUUUACUAGAAAUGAAUUCAACUUGGAAUCUAAAUCUACUAUUGGUGUUGAAUUUGCUACCCGUAGUGUCAAGAUUCUUGAUAAGCUUGUUAAGGCUCAGAUUUGGGAUACUGCUGGUCAAGAAAGAUAUCGUGCAAUCACAAGUGCUUACUACCGUGGAGCCGUUGGUGCAUUACUUGUGUACGACACAACAAGGCAUGUAACAUUUGAAAAUGUGGAGAGAUGGUUGAAGGAGCUUCGAGAUCACACAGACGCCUCCAUUGUAAUCAUGCUUGUAGGAAACAAAGCAGAUCUUCGACACUUGCAAGCCGUGUCAACAGAAGAAGCAACCACAUUUGCAGAGAAAGAAAACAUAUAUUUCAUGGAAACUUCUGCACUCGAGUCACUGAAUGUGGAUAGUGCUUUCGUGGAAGUGCUGACUCAGAUAUACAAUGUUGUGAGCAAGAAGGCUCUCGAGAAAGAGAACGGUUCUGCAUCAUUGCCUAAGGGAGAGACUAUCAAUAUUGGUAAAGAUGAUGUGUCAGAGGUUAAGAAGAGUGGAUGCUGCAGUACAGCAUAGUGUUUGAAUUGAAAGAUGUAUACAGUAGAAGAGGAAGAUCUUAGUUACAUAGUAAAUUUUCAUCAUUUUGGGAUUCAUAUGAAAUGUUUUGAUAUUUGAUUGAUACCUUUAUUUACCAUUGAACAUUUUCCUAUUUGUUUGUUGUGGCAAAGUCAUUAUUUUGAGAUGUUUUUGUUUUGCUCUGCCUCAAGAGCUCAUUAUUGUUGUUACAGUUUUGAUGUGUUGUUAUUAUCUUCAAAUCUUUACCUUCA
Molecule: messenger RNA, 1064 nt
Organism: Trifolium pratense (red clover)
Lineage: Eukaryota; Viridiplantae; Streptophyta; Magnoliopsida; Fabales; Fabaceae
Product: ras-related protein Rab11B-like
Exons: 2
Coding region: 163-813 (216 amino acids)
Cellular component (GO): endosome
Molecular function (GO): GTP binding; GTPase activity
Source: RefSeq, a predicted model, not a curated record